UCAUCCAACGCGUUUAGAAAACUUUUCUUUCCUACGUUCUUCAAAUUUGAAGUUGGAAGACGGCCCUUGGCUAAGCGAAUUUUGAUCGCGGAAUCUUCUUUCCCAGUUAAUAAUUUAUAGGGAAAAAAGCACUGCAACUGUGAUCGAGGUUAUCUGCCAAUCUUUUAGGGGUUGCGUUGAAUUUUUUGAGUUGGGCGAACCAAUUCUAGGGUUUUGUACUGAAACAUAGAUGGAUUGGGGAAACGUAACUGCGGAAGAUCUGAUCGAUGCGCUUCGUGAAGUGGAAUGGUCAUCACCUCCUCGCCCUCUCACAGAGUUCUUCUCGAAAUUCACCGUCCCUAGAUCGUAUGCUAAAUGGAACAGCCGCCUCAAAUGCAAUCUCUACUAUUAUCGGACCAAUUACUUCAUCAUGAUAAUCUUCAUUAUCGGGAUGGGAUUUCUAAGGCGGCCACUUGCUAUUAUUGCUGCUCUUUUAACAGCACUGAGCAUUGCUUUCCUGAAUGACAGCUUUGCAGUUACUUUUAAUGAGAAGGUAACAAGAACUGUGAGACAGUUCUCUCCACAUUUAGCUGCAAAGAUGAGACCUCCUGUAACGCCUGUUAUUCGGGGACGCCCAUCACCUAAAAGGACAAUUCAUAUAUGUGGAUGGCCACGUUGGAUGUUUGUAUUGGUAUUUUCAGCAGCCAGUUGCAUCCUAUGGAUCACUUCUUGUGGUCUGCUUACAGUUCUAUGGGCAUUUGUCAUUGGCCUUCUUGCCACUCUCCUUCAUGCAAGCUUUAGAACACCUAAUCUGAAAGCACGCCUUAACACAUUCCGUGAGGAAUUCCGUGCAGUAUGGCGCAAUUAUAGUGAACUGUAACUGGUUGUGCAUCCUGUGGAGUUCAUAGACGAAUCUUCCAAUUGGUUGUGAACUAUGAGUUGGUAUUCUGAAGUUGGGCUUAGGCACUUAACAGCUGCUGCUGCUUCUGAUGUUCUUACAAAAAGCUGCUGUAGAAGAUUCCCUCCUGUAAGUGGAAGCUACAUAUCUGUAUAGGCCACUGGUUGUAAAUCUUUCGGAGAACUUAUUUCUGUAGAACUUGAAUGUCUCCCAAUUUUAUUGGUAAUCACCUUAGAAUUUAUAAAUUGAAAUUGUAAGAAAUAUUGGCCAGCCAAGGGUACUUUUUCUUGUUCACCAGGAGAUUAUCUGUUCUUAGAUUUGGUAUAUGUUGACUAUAUUUUGUUAUGUGGGAAUAAAUUUUGAUUUAUAGA
Molecule: messenger RNA, 1248 nt
Organism: Nelumbo nucifera (sacred lotus)
Lineage: Eukaryota; Viridiplantae; Streptophyta; Magnoliopsida; Proteales; Nelumbonaceae
Product: PRA1 family protein A1-like
Cellular component (GO): membrane
Source: RefSeq, a predicted model, not a curated record